Molecule: messenger RNA, 1527 nt
Organism: Anopheles bellator
Lineage: Eukaryota; Metazoa; Arthropoda; Insecta; Diptera; Culicidae
Gene: RpS6
Product: small ribosomal subunit protein eS6
Exons: 3
Coding region: 75-1346 (423 amino acids)
Biological process (GO): translation
Cellular component (GO): ribosome
Molecular function (GO): structural constituent of ribosome
Source: RefSeq, a predicted model, not a curated record
GUUCAGCUUCGGCAAAGUGCUUCAUAUUGACAGCCUUUUCACCUUCCUGGAGUGUAUGGGAAUAGACGUGUAAAAUGAAGCUGAACGUAUCGUUUCCGGCAACGGGGGCCCAAAAAACCUUCGACAUCCCGUCGGAUGACCAUAAACUGCGAAACUUCUUCGAGAAGCGUAUGGGCACUGAGCUCGUCGCUGACUUCUUGGGUGACGAAUGGAAGGGCUACGUGGUCAAGAUUGCCGGUGGCAACGACAAGCAGGGAUUCCCGAUGAAGCAGGGCGUGCUGACGGCCACCCGUGUUCGUCUGCUGCUGAAGAAGGGACACUCCUGUUACCGUCCGCGUCGUACCGGCGAGCGUAAGCGCAAGUCGGUGCGUGGUUGCAUUGUUGACCAGAACUUGUCCGCUCUGGCGCUGAUCAUCGUACGCAAGGGAGAGAAGGACAUUCCCGGACUGACCGAUACGCAGGUGCCGCGCCGACUUGGCCCGAAGCGUGCUAGCAACAUCCGCAAGCUGUACAACCUCACCAAGGAGGAUGAUGUGCGCCAGUUCGUGGUAAAGCGGCCACUGCCGGCCAAGGAGGGUAAGAAGCCUCGCCACAAGGCGCCGAAGAUCCAGCGUCUGAUCACACCGGUGGUGCUGCAGCGCAAGAGACACCGUCUUCUGAUCAAGAAACGCCGCUCGGAGUCGCGUCGUGAGGCCGAGGCCGAGUACGUUCGCAUCUUGGCUCUGCGUCGUCGGCAGGAGCGCGUCCGACGCCGGUCGCGCCUGUCGUCGAUGCGCGACUCGCGCAGCUCCAUCACGUCCGAGAAGGACAAGAAGGAGCUGGCAGCCGCGAAGAAGAAGGAAGCAGCCACCAAGAAGGAGGCCGCCAAGAAGGAGACCGUCGCUGCCCCCAAGAAGGACGCAGCGGCACCGGCCAAGAAGGAAGGCGGCAAGAAGGACGCUGCCAAGAAGGACGUUUCGAAGAAGGAUGCUGUGAAGAAGGACGCUUCCAAGAAAGAUGGCACGAAGAAAGAUGCCACGAAAAAGGAUGCCACCAAGAAAGAGGCAACCGCUAAGAAGGACGUAAAGAAGCCGGCCAGCAGCAGCGGCAAGAAGGAGGAGAAGAAGCCGGCAGCAGCGGCCACGGCCACCAGUGGCAAGAAGGCUGCAGCGCCGAGCGCCGCGAAACCGGAAGCGAAGAAGGUGGCAGCCCCGAAGACCGAGGGCAAGAAGCCGGCACCCAAGAAGGAUGCACCGGCCGCUGCGGAGAAAAAGGAAGCCCCGAAGCGCAAGCCGGAACCGGCCCCCAAGGGUGAGGCCAGUGCGGCCAAGAAAGAGAAGAAGCAGCAGCAACAGAAGAAAAAGUAGGCGAUGCGAUCUGGUCGGGGGAGGAGAAUGGCUACGGUAGGGCGCGCUCCGCACUGAUUCCUGGCGUCCGAAACCUGUGCCCCGGUUUCUUUCCGGGGCUCGCUCGUAGGCGUUUUGUAAUUUAAUCGUAAAGGAUAAAAAGAAAAACACAAUACAAAGGUUAAGAUAAAGGAAUCGGUAA